Messenger RNA from Nematostella vectensis (starlet sea anemone), 3539 nucleotides. RefSeq names its product cholesterol 7-desaturase nvd. The transcript has 4 exons. Gene Ontology annotation, cellular component: chloroplast. The record is from RefSeq and is a predicted model, not a curated record. Gene Ontology annotation, biological process: cholesterol metabolic process; chlorophyll biosynthetic process. NCBI's taxonomy places the organism in Eukaryota, Metazoa, Cnidaria, Anthozoa, Actiniaria, Edwardsiidae. Gene Ontology annotation, molecular function: chlorophyllide a oxygenase activity; 2 iron, 2 sulfur cluster binding. Bases 684 to 2084 code for a protein of 466 amino acids.
AGAAAAACGUUGUCCUGUGUCUAUUCCACUCCAAGAUGUAACUUACUGAUAUUUUUCUGUGCAUUUGAACACCGUAAGAGAAUUGUCGUUAUUUGUUGUGUGUCCUCUAUCACGUUAUCUAAUGACGUCACGUUUGACAAUACCCUGAGUGGCGCCUUUUAUUUAAUAAACAGUUCUAGCGAUAAAGAAAUGGCAGCGGCCUAUGUUUCGAAAUCCAAAAUUUCAUAGCAAAUAAUUCCGUUAAUUCUUCGCUUCGCAUGGUUGCCAGCCGCAACGUGCACAAAGGCACUCCUUUGGUAUAAAUUGACGGUGAAAAACAAUGAGAGCUUGUUAAUUAUUCCGGAUAAUUGAGCGCGGGAAUAAUCUUAUUUUGCAUUUCAAUCAAAACUGAAACAUUAAGUAUGAAUAUAAAUGCUAGCCUAUUCCUAAUCUUACAUCACUCUAUUUUAAUCUUGAGAUUUUGCUUCUGAUGUCGAAGGUAAACAUUAGAACCCCUUAAUUUUCUGAAGUAAUUACCAUUUGUGUCGUACUUUCCAUAAGUCAAUAGAUACUAAAGGAUCAACCAAUCAUAACAGCGCUUUUCUGACGAAUAGAUAUACUAGUGAAAACAAACACUUCACACACGAGCUUUACAACUAGACCAUAUCCAAACAGAAAGCGGAAGCUUAGUUUUGUGUACUGAAAUGUUUGAGGUAUUCGCGGUAUAUUUCUCCGUUCUGGUCGCCCUGGUUGAAGGGAAUUCGUUUAUAAUGGAUAACCUAUCGUUGCUAGGACUUUCUGGUGAAGUCUUCACUAAUUUUCUCCCGUCGUGGGGUGGUUUAGUAAAAAAUUUGAACCCAUUUAUGGCAUUUGCACUCGCCGCAGUUUGUUUCAUUGCUACUCGCAUAGUAGUCAAACUCUGUAAACUUUUAUUUUCACCGAUAAUUUUAACGCGGCGACUUGAAGAGGCAGGAUACAUCCCAGAUGAGCGACACACUUUAAGAGACGUUGCAGAGCAUACACGCCGCUUGAAAAAUGCUGGUGACUUCCCACCUGUAUUCCCGAACGGUUGGUUCGAAGUUAUGGGUUCCCAAGACCUGAAGGUUGGUAAUGUCAAACACGUGAGCUGUCUUGGCGAGAAUCUAGCCGUGUUUAGAGGCGAAGAUGGGGUUGUUUGUAUCGUAGAUGCAUAUUGUCCGCACCUAGGCGCUAACCUCGGCGUCGGAGGCCAAGUAGUUGGAAAUUGUCUACAGUGCCCUUUUCAUGGCUGGAAGUUUCGAGGAGAUGACGGUAAAUGCAGCGAGAUCCCCUACAGUAAGAACAUCCCAGAGUAUGCCAAGGUAAAGUCCUGGCCUUGCUUAGAGAGAAAUGGAUCAAUUCUGAUGUGGUAUCACGCGGAAGAAGUCGAACCCUCUUGGUUGCCUGAAGAAAUCGAAGACGUCACAAGCGGAAAAUGGACUUACAGAGGUUUCACCGAACAUUUUGUCAAUUGUCACAUUGAGGAAAUACCCGAGAAUGCAGCCGACAUGAAUCACUUCAACUUUCUACACAGCUCCCCAAUCCUUGCAGGACAGGACCUGCGCUAUUCCUUCACCUCCAAAUGGAUCGACUACUUCCAUCACGACUGGGAGGCCACGUGGUCACCGCUAGACGGUGAUCAGAAGCACGUGUCUGAGCUACGGCUCGUGCAUUACGCAUGCGCGUUUGGCUUCAGGAUUCCUUUCUUAGACUUCAGGGUCAUUGCUAGACAGGUCGGUCCUGGUUUGGUCAAUCUUUAUUUCAAGUCUAGUUUCGGGGAUGGAGUAAUGAUACAAACUUUAACACCUCAAGAACCGCUGCUUCAGAAAAUGACGCACCGAAUAUUUGGCGAGAAUAUGCUGUUUACGUGUAUUGCAAAGUCAUUUCUUCUCGCCGAGAGUAUUCAGGUUGAACGGGACAUCAUGGUAUGGAAUCACAAAAAGUACUUGUCCAAACCACUCCUUGUCAAGGAAGACCACCUCAUCCUGAAGCACAGGCGGUGGUACUCGCAGUUCUACUCCAAAAAUAGCCCAAAAUUCAACGCCGGCAACAAGAAACCAAGUAACAACAACAAGCUGGAUUGGUGACCCCGUCUACUUGACUAGAAAUAAGUUAUUUAUCAGUUAAACUGUCGUGAGCUUCCCCUUGAUUCCGUGACGCGUAUUUUCUUAGAUCUCUUGACCCGACUUGUGUAACACUAAAGUUUUGUUUUAUCUGCUUCAAUUUCUGUGCGGUUUUGCAGUUUUCGCAACCCUUACGCCCCCUCCUACAAGUACAACGGCUCAGUCUUGUUUAAGGAGAAUGUAUAGAUUUCAAUUUCAGAUUCAAAAUAUAUUUCAAAGCAAGGUAAAAGUAAUAUAAUCUUAAAAAAGUGUCGGAAUCAGGGAAUUUUUUACUACUGAGAAUUUUUAUUUUUUUUAUUUUAUUGUCUUUCAUCACUCUGAUACUGAAUAGCUGUGGGGAUAACCCCUCUUUUUAGUUCCGAGUGGGUGGAACGUGGAAUAUACACGCAGUGUAUUUCGUGCUUUUGGGGUGCUUUUAUAUUCGUGCAUUUAAAUCAGUAGAUGUUGAUUUUUGAUGUCUCUCGUGAAAUGCAUAUAAAGCUCGCAAAACGCCGAAAAUCGACUUGAUAAAGUGCUCAGUCACCCAACAAAUCGAUCUCGACCCCCUAGAUAACUUAAAUAUGCCUAUCAGCAUCCCUCCCCCCCCAGAUUCCUGAGCUUAACACCCCUCCCUCACGUCCCGAAAUUUCAAAUUCCUCCGUAAGUUGAUUUUUGAACAUGUGGGAAUGUUUUUUAUAGCACAGUAUUAAUUUGUGGCGCUCAAAUAGUGGACUUGCGCUAAGAGAUCACGUGACCUGGGUUGCAAAUUUAAACCGAAAUUAUCGAACAAAAAAAUAAGAAAAGUCUGCGCCCGUCACACCAGAUAACAACGAAAAAAUAAUAUCUUUAUAAAUGAAACUAAACCCUUUUUAAAAUAAAGAAUUUUGGCCUUUUUUCGUAAGCUCUGAAAAAGUUGCUUUUUGUUGCUGCCGCUGAAAGCCUAGCGCCAGUUUGCCACCCAAACAAUCACGUGAUCUCUUAGCGCAAGUCCCAUAUUGCUAAAAUGUGUUUAUGGUGCGACGCGCGCUUUUUAUUGUGGCCACCAAUACAAAGUUGACCAUGCAACGCGCGCUACCGUGGCCACCAAUACAUGUUUUAAUAAAGUGCAAAUUACCAUGCGAGAACUUCAAUUUUGAUCAACUAAACACGAAUUUCAUAACUAGCCUAGUUAGGAUUUUGUAGUGCUAUGAUUUGGACACAAGCAAUCCUUUGUUACACCAAAUAGCACGUUCCCCGUAUCUUUAUUGGUGUUCUUUACAAAGCUUGUCAAGGUGACCUCGGUAGCGCGCGUCGCAAUGGGUUCUGCACACUUGGCUCACAAAGCCCUUAUAGUAUGACCAACGCACAUUGAUAUAUUUCUAAUGCACGUUUAAUCCUUUGUACUUUGUGGAACUUGCUAACUACAUCACUUUGGAUAAAUAAAAGCUACUUGUGAUAAUA